This is a messenger RNA of Tachyglossus aculeatus (Australian echidna), 1408 nucleotides long. RefSeq names its product mitochondrial ribosomal protein L3 (gene MRPL3). The record is from RefSeq and is a predicted model, not a curated record. The coding region runs from base 13 to 1023 and encodes 336 amino acids. Gene Ontology annotation, biological process: translation. Gene Ontology annotation, cellular component: ribosome; mitochondrial large ribosomal subunit. The transcript has 10 exons. Lineage: Eukaryota; Metazoa; Chordata; Mammalia; Monotremata; Tachyglossidae. Gene Ontology annotation, molecular function: structural constituent of ribosome.
GCGCUUCCGGCCAUGGCGGGCUGGAGGCUGCUGGGCCGGGCGGCCUGGGCCCGGAGCGGAGGCCCCCGCAGGUUACCGCUGUGGUUCGGCGUGAGAUGCACCCACAACCUGGACCGCACCUGGUGGAGUGAACAUCUCUCUGAAGAAAACGUCCAGUUUAUAAAAAAAUUAACCCACGAAGAAUACAGAGUCCAGACAGCUAAUAAACUGUGCCCUCUGAAAGAUGAACCGUGGCCCAUACAACCUUGGGAACCAGGUUCCGCCAGGGUUGGCCUUAUUGCUCUGAAGUUGGGAAUGAUGCCGUUGUGGACUAAGAAUGGUGAAAAGCAUGCCGUCACGUUGCUUCAAGUACAAGAUUGUCAUGUUGUCAAAUACACUCCGAGUGAAGGUGCUGGAAAGCUGGGAGCCCUAACUGUAGGAGGCAAAAAUGCAUCACCUUUCUAUAAAUCUGAAGAGACAUUGGAGAUGUUCAGAGAAGCUGGAGUACCGCCAAAGCAGAGAAUUAAAAUAUUUCGUGUAACCGAAAAUGCUAAAAUUAAACCAGGUACUCCUUUGUAUGCUGCUCACUUUCGCCCUGGGCAAUAUGUGGAUGUCACCGCAAAAACAAUUGGUAAAGGUUUUCAAGGAGUCAUGAAGAGAUGGGGAUUUAAAGGGCAGCCAGCCACUCAUGGUCAGACCAAAACCCACAGGAGACCAGGGGCAAUAUCAACUGGGGAUAUUGCUAGAGUUUGGCCUGGGAAAAAAAUGCCCGGGCAAAUGGGGAACAUAUACCGAACAGCAUUUGGAUUAAAGGUGUGGAGAAUAAACACAAAGCAUAACAUCAUUUACGUCAACGGUUCUGUGCCUGGACAUAAAAGUUGCUUCGUAAAGAUCAGGGAUACCAGGCUACCGACAUACAAAGACAAGCUUAAACACCUGCCGUUCCCUACCUAUUUUCCUGACGGCGAUGAAGAGGAGCUUCCAGACAACCUGUUUGAUGAUGAUGUAUUCGAGCCCGGAGAUCAAUCGCUCAUAUUUGCCUAAUGGCUUGCGCUCGGUUAUUUCCAAGGACUCUAGAAAAAAGGAAGAAGGAUAAGCCCGGAGCUCCACAUUCUCCUUUAGUGGUGAUCUAAGCUGUGCACCAGGACUGCCUUCAUCAGAGAUCCAGAUUUUCAGUUUUAGAUCAUCGGACUAAGCGGGGCUGUUUUCUCCAGGUUAAAUGAAAAAGAUUUGCAGGCUUAACUGUACAUUUUUUCCAGCUUCAGCUGUCUCAGUCCUGAAGAUUGAGUUAAUUUAAAGUGUUUUUUGUAAGUAAAUGCCAUUUGAGUAAUUUGAAUUCUUUCCUACAUUUUUCUCCUCCCCUAAAUGAGAGAUUAGGCCAAAAUAGAGUUUCAAAAAUAAAGGAUUUUCGUGCUAAAAUUUCCUAAAA